AUGGUCAGAACGCAAGGGCAAACUGCGCGCAUCGUCGCACGCAGGGCGCCGAGUAACGGACAACUACGAUGCCUCCCCUCAGAGCUCAUUGCGAGAAUAGUCGAGAACCUCGACCUCGACUCGAUUAAAAGCUUUCGCCUCGCGGGUCGUUUCACCGCUGCACAAUGUCUGAUACCGCCUUUCUUGCGCUUCUACUCCAAUCAGUCUACAAGCUUGACGCCCCGGGACCUAGAGCAUCUCAUCGAACGGACGUCCAGCAAGACCGUCUCUCGAGCCGUCAAACAUAUCACAGUCCAUGCCACAAAGUUCGCUGCUAUGGAUUGCGGCAAUGACGACGAAAGGCUUGUUGCUGAGCUGGCCACAGCUUUGAGAAACGUUGGCGCUUUGGGCUGCCUAGAAAUCAGCCCCCAAGAGAGACGCUUUCGUAAAUGCGGAACGAAGCAACGACGCCCAGAGUGGCAACCGGCGGACGCUCGGGAGUUUCAGUCGGAAACUGCGCGGGCUGGGGUGGGUCUUACAAUCGUCAUGUCUGCGGUUGCCCGCAGCGGUGUGUCCAUCAACGAGCUGAAAGUCUUUUGUUCCCCGGUGUCGUACGGAAGUGUGGUACAGACUGUUUUCUUGACCAAUCUUCUGCCAAAGCUAAGCGAAAAAAAUUCGAAAUUCGAAGCGGCCGUCAAAGACGUGGAGAAAUUGUCAAUUAGCCUGGGUACGAGGAGAAACCCCAAAGAGGUCCCGCUCCGACUGGGUAGUUACCCAAUCAUUCCAUAUUUGAGUGCCACCGACCGCAGGGCACUUGCCAAAGAGAACUUUCCUGGUCUCGCUGGAUUGCUUGGGUACAUGCAUAAUCUCAAGACGCUGGAGAUACAUCUGCACAACACGUUGAAGGGGAAGACAUUUGCAUACAGCGAACUGUUUGACUUGGUUGCAGACCAAGUAAAGUUACAGAAUCUGAGGCAGCUGACUCUCGACAUGGUUCCGGUCAGCGAAGCGUCUUUUCUCAAGUUUUUGGCCAACAGUCCAGACAUCGAGGACCUGAGCUUGCGGUUCGUGCACAUCAGACAGGGCUCCUGGGAAUCAUUUAUGAGUAAAAUCACCAACCCCUUGACAAAACUGCAGCUCGACUGCAUCUCAGAUGAUGGGCGGGAAAGCAUCAGUCUCUGGCCAGAUGGCCUACCACGCAUGCAGGAAGAGGAGUUAGACGUUCCCCAUGACGAUGGAGAGAAUGUCAAUGCCUCAUCUCUCGACAGUGCUAAGAAUCUACACAAGAGAGAUUUCAAUACCGAGGAAAUACGACAAGGCCUGGUUUUCAGGUAG
Colletotrichum gloeosporioides is the source of this 1314-nucleotide messenger RNA. RefSeq lists its product as uncharacterized. Bases 1 to 1314 code for a protein of 437 amino acids. The record is from RefSeq and is a predicted model, not a curated record. The transcript has a single exon. Lineage: Eukaryota; Fungi; Ascomycota; Sordariomycetes; Glomerellales; Glomerellaceae.